Messenger RNA from Penicilliopsis zonata CBS 506.65, 552 nucleotides. RefSeq lists its product as hypothetical. The transcript has 3 exons. The coding region runs from base 1 to 552 and encodes 183 amino acids. The record is from RefSeq and is a predicted model, not a curated record. Lineage: Eukaryota; Fungi; Ascomycota; Eurotiomycetes; Eurotiales; Aspergillaceae.
AUGUCUUCACUCCCCGUCCCGUCGUCGCUCUCGUCGCUGUCUCAAGACGAGCAGUGGCGGGUUCUCGAUACCCUCUUCGAGCCCUCACCGGAACUGCACACCCUGAUGGCGCCUGUUCUCGCAAACCAGACGUUCUCGUCAUACGCGUCAUUGAUUGACGCCGUACGAGGACGCAUGUCUGCACUGUCGGCUCCCAACUCCCCGGUAGACAGGGCCGUUUUGCACGGGAUCCUGGGAUCCCAUCCCCGUCUGGGACGGGCCCCGGCGUCUACCAAUGAGCAUAUGAGCGAGUUGAGCAAGAACGAGCAGGCGAGGCUGAACGAAGGGGCAGAAGACCAAGCGGAGAGAUUGCGGCAGCUGAAUUCCGAAUACGAGGAUAAAUUCCCGGGGCUACGAUUCGUGACGUUUGUCAACGGCCGGAGCCGAGACGUGAUCAUGACGGAGAUGCGACAGCGGAUUGACCGAGGCGAUACCGAACAUGAAGUCGAGGAGACGAUCGAGGCCAUGUGCGAUAUCGCCAACGACCGUGCAAGGAAACUCCAGCAGUCAUGA